CUCUUCCCUCCCCCUCCAUUCCCUUGCAGAUUUGCAUUAGCCAAGAAACCAUUUAAAACCAAAUCAUAAGUUCACUGUUCAACCACGCCUAUAUCAUAUAUAUUAUCUGCUUCGUUUCAUCAGCCAAGAACUAAUGGCAAAGGAGGAAUGCGAGUUAGAAUUCGAGGACUUCCUUCCAUCAAUGGCGGAGCGGCUCGGCGCCACCGGCCUCAUCGAGGAGCUCUGUAAAGGAUUCCGGCUUCUGAUGGACGCAGAGAAGGGUGUGAUCACGCUGGAGAGCUUGAAACAGAACGCUGCUGGAAUGCUUGGGCUGACAGAGCUUGGGGAAGAAGAAGCCGUGGAGAUGUUGAGAGAAGGUGAUUUGGAUGGAGAUGGAGCGUUAGAUCAGAUGGAGUUCUGCAUACUAAUGUUUCGGCUAAGUCCUGAGCUGAUGGAGGGGUCAAGUUGGAUGCUGGAGGAGGUGAUGGGUAAGGAGAUGGUCGGAUUAUUGCUUGAUAUAACUAAUAAGAAAAUGUGAUGAUUAGUUAUUUUCAUGGCGAGCAAGUCACAGUAAUCCACUCUUUGAAUAGCUGAAGGUUGAGAAUAAAUCUUCAUUCUGAGUUGAGUGAUAAUAUGAUAUCUUUUUG
Messenger RNA from Dendrobium catenatum, 626 nucleotides. Its product is annotated as calcium-binding protein PBP1-like. The transcript has a single exon. Gene Ontology annotation, molecular function: calcium ion binding. Lineage: Eukaryota; Viridiplantae; Streptophyta; Magnoliopsida; Asparagales; Orchidaceae. The record is from RefSeq and is a predicted model, not a curated record. The coding region runs from base 134 to 517 and encodes 127 amino acids.